UUAUUGUUGACAAAUCUUUAAUUUGAGUCGAUGUGUUUUUUUUAUUUUUAGAAAUAUGAUGACGUUAUUUUAGUUCUUCUUUAUUGUUGCAUUAUAUCGCGCAAAAUUAACAAAAGUAUCCCUGCUAAUUCUAUUCUAUGAAAAAAAAGUGGAAAGGAAGAAAACCAGAAAGUAAAGAAUAAAAAGUAUGCAAUAGAAUUGGAAAUGAGAUAAGAAAGACAGAAGAAGUAAUCAAUUAAUACUAUAAAAGCAGGUAUGUCUAUCGUGAUGAAAAACGUAUCAGUGUCGCGAUGGUGUUUUAAUAAACGUAGAAGAAGGUAGGAAAAGAUUAGUGUAUUUUACAACAUGAUGCGUCUAAAGAAUCAGAAAUUAAAAAAAGAUCCGAGAAUUUUGAUUUUCGUCUUCAUUUUAUAAGAUCGGAUAGUUCUGUUCUACACAUUUAAUCCGUUGAAUAUGAUUUUUCUUGAAUUUUUUUCCUUGGCUAACAAUUAACAGGAGAUCUUACAUUUUUACGCUGCCAAGACCGAUAAAUACGGCAGUUUUCUCUAAAAUAUUCGUUUUAUAUUCAUCUAAAAAAGUAGUCUUCGUAUAAUGCCAUCUAUCAUGUACAACACUCGUUCAAAAUUUAAAUAAUUAAUUUAAACAGUAAAAAUAAUGCCCCUGAUCUAUACUAUAAUUAAUUAGUUUUUCAUACCUUGAUUUUAUAUUGAUCAACCAUUGAAUGGUCAACCAGUACAUGAUCAACCAUUGGAUGGUCAACCAUUAGAUAAUCAACCAUUAGAUGAUCAACCAUUAGAUGAUGAUGCAUUAAAUAUUAAAAUGGACACCAUGACAUUAAUGGCUGAUUCAUCAUCAUUAAAAGCAUCAAAUAUUUUAGUACCAUUAACAAAUGAUGAUCGAAUAAUCAGUGAUAAAUCACCAUUGAAAACUAAUUAUUCAACAGCAACAACAACAAAUAUUUUCUUAUCAUCAGAUAAUGUAUUGAUGAGCGAUUUAUCAAUGGAAGAGAAUCAUCCACAUGAUGAUGAUUUUGAAGAUCGUUUGACCAAAUUACGAAGAGAACAUGAAGAAAGAAUGAAAGAAUAUGAUGAUAAAAUUCAGCAUUUUGAGAAGAAAAUAAAUAAAGUUUGUAAACAAAUAAAAAAAAUGGGUCGAGACAUGAAAAACGUGAUGAUCGAAAAAGAAGAAAAACAACAAGAAUUUUUAAAUCUUUUGAAUGAACAUGCACGUUUAUCAAAAACAGAUAAUUUACCACAAUUAUCUUUCGCUGGUUCAGUUACUAGAAUUACCAAUACAAUUGUUUUAGCUCCUGUUGAAAGAGUGAAAUGUUUAUUACAAGCUCAAGAAGCGGCGAAAUCAAAUAAAAAUGUCUUAUCCACUGAAUAUAAUGGAUCAUUUGAUUGUGCUCGACAAUUCUAUAGAAAAGGUGGAAUUCAAAAUUUAUAUUGA
This is a messenger RNA of Rotaria sordida, 1449 nucleotides long. The record is from the annotation of a GenBank genome assembly. Lineage: Eukaryota; Metazoa; Rotifera; Eurotatoria; Philodinida; Philodinidae.